AUUACCUUUAACCAAUAUUCAUAACCGUUAACCAUAUUGACAGGCAAAUGCUAACAGCAUAAUAAAUUUCUCCAUAGAUAUUCAUGUUGUUGCUUACUUUCAAGAUUGCCUCUCUCCCCAUUAUUGCACUCAAGGACUACAACCACCGGAACCUGCUUUUGUUUAUGGAGCUUGAUGUUCAGAAAUAACACCAAAUAUUUACUGUAAUACUCUUAAAAUAGAAGAAUUUAGUUUUGGAACUCAAGCUUUCACUUUUUUUUUAUACACAAAGUUCAAGGUAAGUAAGUUACUCUAACCUUCAAAUGAAGACAAGAUAUACGUCUCAAAAAUCUUCAUUGGUUACGAUCGAGACGCAACAAGUUUGUAUGUUUCUGCAUGUCUUUAAUACAAAGCAGAAAGAGGACAGUGGAAAAAAUGGCAGUUAAGAAACCUGAUUAAGGUAGUGUCGUAAAUCGAGAACGUGUUGAACAAAAUGACCCCUGUGAUCUCCAUCUCCCACAAGUUUUACCGCAAUAACUUCUUUCUCUCAUAUUUCCUCUCUGCAAUAUUUUUUUGUUUUUUGUUUUGUUUUCCUUUAUUUCCUUCUUCAAUGGCUUCUUCAAGGGAAUGGGCAAGCUACAUAUCCUCCAUUGCUUCUUUUAUGUAUUUCCUUCUUAUUAUCUUCCAAAUCCCUCUUUUCCGGGUUCCAUGUAGAUUUGGAAUGUGCAAAACACCUAUUGAGGUAACAUCCUCUCAGUUGAUUGCCAGUGAGCUCUUCCCAGCAUAUGCAGUUAAGGUCCUUCUGUAUCCAGGGGCUAUUGCCACUGCUAUUAUCAAGAACAGGCCUUUUCCUAGCUAUAGCAAAUUGCUGAAGUUAUAUAACAUCACCAGUUUGAGGAAAGCUCCUGCAGCAUCUGAUAUCCAGCGCCUAGAGAUUCUUGCUGGAAGCUACUUGUCUGUAGUAGGAGCUUUUAUAUGUCUCUUAAGGCAUGGAAGAAUGAGCCUCUUCGGGAUGAUGCUUAUAGCAUGGGGUUUUCUCAGAGAACUCAUUCUGGGACAAUUUUAUAGCAUGGUUCCGACAAAAGCUACUCAUCUGUACCCAACAAUGAUAGUUGCUAUGGUUUGUGCUUUUUUGUCAAUUAGAAGUGAUGUAAGAAAAUUAAUCCAUAGUUCCAAAGCGAGGCGAGCCAAAUUCUUCUGAAGGCAAAUGCAAGCUGCAUACGAGUUGAUGCUGCAAAAUUUGGGGGUAACAGUAGAAACCACUCGUGUAAAGCAAAAUAGCUAACAACUAGGCCCAUCAUUGGGUUCUUGGAAAGGAGAGACACAGCAGAAUUUUAAUGAAAUGGAGGUUAUUGUCGUUUUUUUUUUAAACUUCGGAAGAUAUAUUUUUGGAGCAGCUUUGAGAUUAGACUGGGAUUAGGGAUCUGGAUUACCUAGAAUUUACUGGAGUAAAUUUCAAUAUCUUGUAACUUUUAAUUAACUUCUUUCCUUUCUGUGUGAACUUAUGAGUUAAUGGGGUUUGGUCUCAGAUAUUUACAUGACUAUAACUGAUUGUUUAUUAAAGGAAAAAGAAAUCACUAUCUGCUUGUUCAUUGUUCAAUUAAUCUAACUUCCUCAACUUUUGUU
Molecule: messenger RNA, 1605 nt
Organism: Durio zibethinus
Lineage: Eukaryota; Viridiplantae; Streptophyta; Magnoliopsida; Malvales; Malvaceae
Source: RefSeq, a predicted model, not a curated record